Molecule: messenger RNA, 1229 nt
Organism: Linderina pennispora
Lineage: Eukaryota; Fungi; Kickxellomycota; Kickxellomycetes; Kickxellales; Kickxellaceae
Product: NAD(P)-binding protein
Exons: 5
Coding region: 234-1229 (331 amino acids)
Biological process (GO): fatty acid metabolic process
Cellular component (GO): mitochondrion
Molecular function (GO): trans-2-enoyl-CoA reductase (NADPH) activity
Source: RefSeq, a predicted model, not a curated record
GCGAACGAGCGCUCACUAGAAGUGAUCAUGGGUGAGAUUACGAGAUGCGGCUCGGAUAGCAUCGGGCUGCUGCCGGAUCUGAACUGAGCCGGGCUGGGCCAUACUGCACCUCUGCUAACCUCCGCAAUGCAUCCUUACUGCACGCCCUCCAAGCAUAUAAACCCCGCACUGCUGUAGUUGCCCGGCCUCAGCGUUCUCUCCUUUAGCUGCACUCUUUUUGUUCGAAAUUUGAAAUGGCACACCUUUUACCCCGGGCGCCAAUGAGCCAGCUGCGGCACCUGGUUGCUACGUCUGCGAGCAGGCGCGCAUUUGCGUCUGGCCAUGCACUGCCCAGGGCUGGCCAGGCAGCGAUAUACACGGAAACAGGCGACCCUACUAGCGUUCUUCGCGUUGUUGAGCAGCAGCUUCCUGCUACGCUGCAGGAUGGCCAGGUGCUUAUCAGGAUGCUGGCGGCGCCUGUGAACCCGUCUGAUCUGAACCAGGUCGAAGGCGUGUAUCCGGUGAAGGGCCGGUUUGGCAAAAUCCACACGCUUGAUGGGACGGCACUGGAUGCGGCAGUCGGUGGCAACGAAGGCGUCGUUCCCGAGCGGGCAGGAGAGUUUGGGACAUGGGCAACGCAUGCUGUGGUUGACCGGGCUGCAGUGGUUAAGAUCCCAGGUGACUGGCAUGCAGGGCUAGAGCCGUUGCAGGUAGCCACCAUAAAGGUCAACCCGAGCACAGCGUACCGAAUGCUGCGUGACUUUGCGUCGCUGAACCCCGGCGACUAUGUGAUCCAGAACGGUGCCAACUCGGGUGUUGGGCGGGCUGUGAUACAGCUGGCCAAGCAGCUCGAUGUUCGCACGAUCAACGUAGUCCGCGAUCGCGACAGCUUUGACGAGCUGGCCAGCGAGCUGCAGGGGCUGGGCGCCGAUAUUCGACGGCUCAAAUCGCUGGAGGCGCCAGUGCGGCUUGGGUUCAACUGCGGUGGGUCGCUGGUCAGCUACGGCGGCAUGUCGCGGCAGCCAGUGACCCUCCCGACGUCGCUGCUGCUGUUCAAGGAUAUCCGGGCAUAUGGCUUCUGGAUGAACCGCUGGUACGAGACCAACAAGGGCAGCACCAAGCGCCAAGAGAUGUUUGCGACGCAGCCUAUGCAGUGUGUCAGCUGGCCGGGUGCGGCCGGCGUGGAUGCUGCGCAGGAGGCAGUGUCAGGAGCAGUUGCGUGGGGCGCCAAGCAUGCGUUCAUUUACUAA